AUUUCCGAAACUCUAGAUUUGGCGCUCUUCAUCUCUCUCUCUCAAUUAACUGGCCAAGUGAAGUGUCGCUUCUAACAUUUUGCCCUAGGUUUUUUCUCCUGCAAUCCUUCAGUUUCCUCUAAAAAUUUUAACCCAUCAUUUCGAGUUUUCUCUUAUUCUCUCUCUAUCCAAACAUCUAUCUGUGCCCAAAAGUCCCUAAUUUGAGGGCUUCGAUGGAGGUAAAUCUGACGGGAGGGGCAGUGGCUCGUAUUAUAAACAGAGAGGUGUCGACGGAGAGGGAUUUGAAACCUUUGCUUCAAGUCAUAGAGUUGAAAGAGGUUCAAACGACGUCUAAGAAUCCGCAGCAGCAGCAGCAAGAACCGAAAAAGAGCGAGAGGUAUAGGCUAUUGCUAUCGGAUGGGUCGUUGACGCAGCAAGGAAUGCUCGCUACCAGUAAGAAUGAACUUGUGAAAUCCUCGAAGCUGCAAAUUGGCUCCGUUAUUCAAUUGACUCAGUACAUUUGCAACGUAAUCCAAGAUCGCAUGAUUGUUAUUAUCAUUGAGUUGGAUGUGAUAGUUGAAAAAUGUGAUAUUAUUGGGAAGCCUGUAGCAGCACCAAGAUCUUCUAGGCUAACACAAGCCCCUACUGAUCAACCUGGGACGGUGAUGGCACAGAGCAAUUCAUUAGGGGGAAGCUCAGUUGGUGGCAGCAUGGCUGAUAGGUUGAACUCAGCUGGGACCACUCUGCAACAGCCUAGAAUGAAUCAAUGGCAUGGUAAUUCUCGUUCAAAUGAAUCUGAUCAGAUAAACUAUCCUGCUGCAAAUGCACCACCCUCUUAUCCCAAAGCGGAUCCUUCUGCCGGUUUUCCUGGAUCAUCACCCCUAGAUAGACCAUAUGGUGUUCAGAGUACGGGUUUCAAUAAUCCGAGGCCAGCAACUUCACGUCCUCUAAGCACCUCUAACUACCAAUCCGUACCUACAUAUCAACAGCCAUCCCCAAUGUACACUAACCGGGGGCCUGUUGCCAAGAAUGAGGCACCACCCAGGAUAAUCCCAAUUUCUGCUCUGAAUCCAUAUCAGGGCCGCUGGACAAUAAAAGCCAGAGUAACAGCAAAGGGAGAACUUAGGCGCUACAACAAUGCACGCGGUGAAGGAAAAGUUUUCUCUUUUGACCUCCUUGAUUCUGAUGGUGGAGAAAUACGGGUGACCUGCUUUAAUGCUGUGGUUGACCAAUUCUAUAACCAGAUUGAAACUGGUAAGAUAUAUUUGAUUUCUAGGGGAAGUCUAAAACCCGCUCAGAAGGCAUUUAAUCACCUUAAUAAUGAGCAUGAAAUACUUCUUGAUAGCACAUCAACAAUACAGCCAUGUUAUGAGGAUGACAACAGAAUUCCACGACAGCAAUUUCAUUUCCGUACCAUAAGUGAUAUUGAAUGUAUGGAGAACAAUAGUAUUGUGGAUAUAAUUGGUGUAGUAUCAUUUAUCAGCCCUGCUGCUUCAAUAAUGAGAAAAAAUGGUGUUGAAACUCAGAAGAGAACCCUUCAUUUGAAGGACAUGUCUGGCCGAAGCGUUGAGUUAACUUUAUGGGGAUCUUUAUGCAAUGCUGAAGGACAAAAGCUCCAAUCUUUGUGUGAUUCUGGGGAGUUUCCAGUUCUAGCUGUGAAAGCUGGUAGGGUGAAUGAUUUUAAUGGGAAGGCAGUGGGCUCUAUCUCUUCAACCCAGUUAUUUAUAGAUCCUGAUUUUCCUGAGGCUCAUAGUUUAAAGAAUUGGUUUGUCACUGAUGGGAGGAACACUCCUACUGUCUCUAUCUCCAGGGAAACGUCAAGUGUGAGUAGAACAGAUAAUAGAAAAACUUUAUCACAAGUCAAAGAUGAGAAGCUCGGAACUUCUGAGAAACCAGAUUGGAUUACAGUGGCAGCAAGGAUUGCAUACAUCAAGUUGGACAAUUUCUGCUAUACAGCUUGUCCCAUCAUGAAUGGGGAUCGUCAAUGCAACAAAAAGGUUACAAAUAAUGGAGAUGGGAAGUGGUGGUGUGAUAAAUGUGAUAGGUCAGUAGAUGAAUGUGACUACAGGUAUAUAAUUCAGUUGCAGAUACAGGAUCAUACAGGCAUAAUAUGGGUGACUGCUUUUCAGGAAUCUGGUCAGGAUAUCAUGGGGGUGCCUGCAAAAGAUUUGUACUAUCUGAGGUAUGAAAACCAAGAUGAUGAAAAAUUUAUGGAAAUCACUCGUCGAGUUAUGUUUAAUAAAUACAUAUUCAAGUUAAAGGUAAAGGAGGAAACUUUUAGUGAUGAACAGCGUGUGAAAUCAACAGUGGUGAAAGUAGAAAAAGUAAAUUUUUCGUCGGAAGCGAGGUACCUUUUGGAUUUGAUUGCUAAGAUUAAAGCAAAUGAUUCAGGUCUUUUUGCACCAAAGGCAGAGUUUACCACUCCCAAUACUGGACUGGAUUACACCGGAGUUGGGAUUGAUGGAAGGAGGGAUCUUGCACCACCAACUGCUAGUAGAGAAUAUGGAUUACCAGUAAACCAAGGGGGUCAAUAUGGAAACCAUUAUGGUGGUUCUGGGGUUAGAGAAUCUGCUUCGAACAUGGAUAUAUUCUGUAAUAGUUGUGGGGUUACAGGUCAUAGCUCUACAAAUUGUCCUACCAUCAUGAAUGGUCCAGUACAGGCCAUUGGUAGGGGCUAUUCUGAUAGAGUAUUUACUGGGGCAAGUGUUGGUGGUGUCUCAGGUGAGUGCUUUAAAUGUCAUCAAACUGGACAUUGGGCCAGAGACUGCCCAAACUCUGGACGUUUACCUCCAUUGAAGCACUGAUUUUUCUUCAGGAAGAUAUGGAGGUGUUCAGAGGCAACAGGAGUUGGACAUUGGACUUGGGAGGCAUGAGUUGCUGCUGGAAUGCCAUUUGGACAACCUUAAAGUGAACUUAAUAGGUUAGGGCUUUCUGGUAGAGACUUGAGAUGGCGGUGGCCCAGGUUCUUUCAUUUUGUAUUGGGGUCAUGCAUGCGAAAAGCCUGAUGAACUUGGCAGUCUGAAAAGGGUAGCUUUUCAAGCAUUUUGGUUUUGGUGUAUUUAGUGCCGACUCUAUAUCUUUACAUAUUGCAUGGGUCUGUUUUCUACAUGUAAAAAAAUGGGAUUGUGGUAUAAUCUUUGGUUGUACUAACCUUUUGUUGCAUUGCGUGUUCCUGAAUUUUAUGACAAACACCUUCCAUUGGUUUGCACUGAAAA
This is a messenger RNA of Gossypium raimondii (Peruvian cotton), 3194 nucleotides long. RefSeq names its product replication protein A 70 kDa DNA-binding subunit E. Gene Ontology annotation, cellular component: nucleus; DNA replication factor A complex. The record is from RefSeq and is a predicted model, not a curated record. NCBI's taxonomy places the organism in Eukaryota, Viridiplantae, Streptophyta, Magnoliopsida, Malvales, Malvaceae. Gene Ontology annotation, molecular function: zinc ion binding; single-stranded telomeric DNA binding; damaged DNA binding. The transcript is spliced from 3 exons. The coding region runs from base 213 to 2783 and encodes 856 amino acids. Gene Ontology annotation, biological process: telomere maintenance via telomerase; DNA replication; nucleotide-excision repair.